GUGACGUCACGCAGGUCGGCGCGUCCCGGCGGCCGCGGUGGCUGGGCUGGAGAGGGCGGCGGUGGCCAGCGCGGCAGAGGGCCGGCCCGGGGCGCGGAGCCGCGGAGGGGUCACAGCUAAGGGACUCCCUGAGACCGUGUCUCCGGCCUUUCACUGGAGGGGAAGGCACCGGAAGGCCGACCGGCCACCAUGUCAACAUUCAGGCAGGAAGAUGUGGAGGACUACUAUGAGAUGGGGGAGGAGCUGGGCAGCGGCCAGUUUGCCAUUGUGCGGAAAUGCCGGCAGAAGGGCACCGGGAAGGAGUACGCGGCCAAGUUCAUCAAGAAGCGUCGCCUGUCGUCCAGCCGGCGGGGGGUCAGCCGGGAGGAGAUCGAGCGGGAGGUGAACAUCCUGCGGGAGAUCCGGCACCCCAACAUCAUCACGCUGCACGACAUCUUCGAGAACAAGACGGACGUGGUGCUCAUCCUGGAGCUGGUCUCGGGCGGGGAGCUCUUCGACUUCCUGGCGGAGAAGGAGUCGCUGACGGAGGACGAGGCCACCCAGUUCCUCAAGCAGAUCCUGGACGGCGUCCACUACCUGCACUCGAAGCGCAUCGCCCACUUCGACCUCAAGCCAGAGAACAUCAUGCUGCUGGACAAGAACGUGCCCAACCCACGCAUCAAGCUCAUCGACUUCGGCAUCGCCCACAAGAUCGAGGCGGGGAACGAGUUCAAGAACAUCUUCGGCACCCCCGAGUUCGUGGCUCCCGAGAUCGUCAACUACGAGCCCCUGGGUCUGGAGGCAGACAUGUGGAGCAUUGGCGUCAUCACCUACAUCCUUCUGAGCGGCGCCUCCCCGUUCCUGGGCGAGACGAAGCAGGAGACCCUGACCAACAUCUCGGCCGUGAACUACGACUUCGACGAGGAGUACUUCAGCAACACCAGUGAGCUGGCCAAGGACUUCAUCCGCCGGCUGCUUGUCAAAGACCCCAAGAGAAGAAUGACCAUCGCCCAGAGCCUGGAGCAUUCCUGGAUCAAGGCGAUCCGGCGGCGGAACGUGCGGCGGGAGGACGGCGGCCGGAAGCCGGAGCGGCGGCGCCUGAAGACGGCGCGCCUCAAGGAGUACACCAUCAAGUCGCACUCGAGCAUGCCCCCCAACAACACGUACGUCAGCUUCGAGCGCUUCUCCAAGGUGCUGGAGGAGGUGGCCGCGGCGGAGGAGGGCCUGCGUGGCCUGGAGCACAGCCGGCGCCUGUUCCACGAGGACAUCGAGGCGCUGACGGCCAUCUACGAGGAGAAGGAGGCCUGGUACCGGGAGGAGAACGAGAGCAUCGGCCAGGACCUGCGGCGGCUGCGGCAGGAGCUGCACAAGACCGAGGCCCUGCGGCGGCAGGCCCAAGAGGAGGCCAAGGGCGCCCUGCUGGGGGCCAGCGGGCUCAAGCGCCGCUUCAGCCGCCUGGAGAACCGCUACGAGGCCCUGGCCAAGCAGGUGGCCUCCGAGAUGCGCUUCGUGCAGGACCUGGUGUGCGCCAUGGGGCAGGAGAAGCUGCAGGCCGGGGGGUGCGGCCUCCGCUAGGGCCUGGCGGGCGGGCGGCCCCUCCACAGCCCCGCGACGAGGGCCCCGGUGGGAAGGGCGCGGGGCCGGGACGUGCUCGCGGGGCCGGGAACCAGAGGCCGCCCUCCUCCCGCUCAGCCCCUCUGUCCUGCGGCUUCCGGGUCAGCGUCCCCUGGGGAGCCCCGUGAGCCCCGCGAGCGCUCGGCACCGCGGGACAGAGCCGGCCAGGCGGCCCAGGGCCAGCCGCGUGCAAGGCCUGGGCCUGGAGCUCGGAACCCGGGGGCGGGCGG
This is a messenger RNA of Panthera uncia (snow leopard), 1823 nucleotides long. RefSeq names its product death associated protein kinase 3 (gene DAPK3). The transcript is spliced from 9 exons. Gene Ontology annotation, biological process: positive regulation of apoptotic process; protein phosphorylation; intracellular signal transduction. The record is from RefSeq and is a predicted model, not a curated record. Bases 190 to 1554 code for a protein of 454 amino acids. Gene Ontology annotation, cellular component: cytoplasm; nucleus. Gene Ontology annotation, molecular function: ATP binding; protein serine/threonine kinase activity. Lineage: Eukaryota; Metazoa; Chordata; Mammalia; Carnivora; Felidae.